UCCCCCCUCUCAGCGUCCGUGGGAAGGAGGAGUUUAACCCCACAUUGUCUGGGAGGAGUCCGCAGUCUCUGGGCGCUCCGUCCCGAGAACAUUCGCUCUGGAGACAGAGCAGCCGUGGAAGUAAAAUUGAAGAAUUUGUAUGUUUUCUGAUCAAUGCAACGACGCGAAGAAGGGAGCACGUGGCGUAUACUGCGAGAAGUGUGAGUGUGUGUGUGUGAGUGUGUGUGUGUGUGUGUGUGUGUGUGUUUACCAGAGGAGACGUUCAGCCGAUGAGCCAGACGACAAAGGAAUGAAUUUGCUGUGAGGAAUGAGGCUGAGGGAACCUUGCACAUAGGAGCUCCAACCUGAAAAGAGACUUUUCAGACAGGCAGCAAUGGGAAAUUCAGAGAGCCAAUAUAGCAUCCAGGGCCCCAAAGGCACCAGCUUUGUCUUCCCUGGGAAACCGAAGCCAUGCUCUCUGAAGCUCAACUCAGCCAAAGAUGAUGCUCUGUCGCCCCAUACGUGGUGGAAAAGUGCCCCGUUGGGCUCAGGGUACAAAGCAAGGUGUGUUGGCCGUGGCUGUCUGUCCCCUCCUAAAAGCCGGCCGCCUUACUCCCCUAGGCACUGUGACUACGUCUCAAAGGGGACAAGGGGCAGCCCAGGUGAUCAUCGCUGGCGUCGACCGCCUGGAUGUGGUAUACGAAGGCGGCAUAUGUCAGAUGAGUACGAAGAUAAUCCAUAUGGGGCUGAACUUGGGUGCGCUCUGAACGGACACACUGAUGAGAGUGAGGCUUUAGAGGAACAGAGCAGCCCACGGGUGGUGAUCAAGAAGGACGGCAGUCUCAGGGUGGAGUUCACCAACACCUCGGGCAGUCCUGUCCUCCUGGACGGGGCAUCCGGCCCCGUACAACUCCUCAAGUUCUCCCCCAACCUGGAGUCUACCUCCACUCCCAGUCUGCCUGGCUCAAGUUGUAGUAGGCAGGACGGCCACCACAGCGAUCCACCUGCGGCCUCGACCUCCUCCACGGCCAGGACCAGCAAGGGAAGCUCCCUGAGCUCUGAUGGCUCUUGGUAUGACUCUCCCUGGGGGCCCAGCACAGAGCUGUGCGAACAGGACCAACAGUGCUCUGCCAGCAGGACACUGGUCCACUCCCCGAUGCAUCAGCUCGACUCCUUCACUAAACAGUCUCCCCCUGUGUCCAUCACAGACCUCUAUAAGGACUCCACAAUGGCUGCCACCUUUCCCACAGCCAGGGACCUGUCCUCACACUUACAACAGCCUCCACCAGGCCAGAGGCCACACAGAGCUUCUUUUGCAUCAGUCCUGGAUGUUCCAUUGGAGGAAGAAUCUCCUGAGGCCUGCCAGUACUCAUCAUACACCCUGCCCUGUCGCAGGCCCAAAGCCCACACCAUGAGCGUGGACCUGGACCAGUAUCCUGACCAGGAGCAGGCUGGAACUGAUUUUGCCUUCAAUAAAAAAGACUCCAUCAAAAACCGCAUGAGGCGCUUCAGUGACUGGACAGGAAGCCUCAGUCGCAAGAAGAGGAGGUCUCAGGAGUCCCGGUACAAGGACCUGAGCGAUGCCUUCGAUAGCGGGGUUGAUGGCCUGACUGCAGACACCAGCUCCCCCUCUCAGGUCUCUAGCCUCCUCUGGUUCCCAGGAGCCUCCCGGGCCCAAUCAUCAGGAGCCAUUCACCAAACGACCAGCGACGCCCUCCGCCAGAAUAUCUACGAGAACUUCAUGAGGGAGCUUGAGACUGGCACUGGAAAGGGAGGAGGGGGAGGCGGUGAGAGAAGAGACCCAUCCACGGGCACCGAAGAGGGGGAGAGCAGUAGCGAAUCGGCCGAGGGCUCCCUGGAGCAGCUGGAUCUGCUGUUUGAAAAAGAGCAGGGGGUGGUCAGACGGGCCGGCUGGCUCUCCUUUAAACCCCUCGUCACCCUGCACAAGGACAGGAAGCUGGAGCUGGUGACCCGACGCAAGUGGAAGCAGUACUGGGUGACCCUAAAAGGAUGUACGUUGCUGUUCUACGAGACCUACGGUAAAGGCUCUCUGGAGCAGGAGCUGUCACCUCGCUACGCGCUCCUAGCCGAGGACGGCAUCGUCCAGGCCGUUCCCGAGCACCCCAAAAAGGAGAAUGUUUUCUGCCUCAGCAACUCGUACGGAGACGUCUACCUCUUUCAGGCCAGCAACCAGACCGACCUGGAGAACUGGGUGACGGCCAUUCAUUCUGCCAGUGCCUCGCUGCUGGCCAAGCGCCAGGGGAAGGAGGAUACGGUGCGCCUGCUGCGGAGCCAGGUCCGUGGCCUUCUGCAGAAGAUCGACAUGGACGGGAAGAUGAAGAAGAUGGCCGAGCUGCAGCUGACGGUGGUCAGCGACCCCAAGAACCGCAAGGCUAUUGAGAACCAGAUCCAGCAGUGGGAGCAGAACCUGGAGAGGUUUAACAUGGAUCUGUUUAGGAUGCGCUGCUACCUGGCCAGUCUACAGGGUGGAGAGCUGCCGAACCCAAAGAGCCUUUUGGCAAUAGCCAGCCGACCCACCAAAUCCACCCUGGGACGUCUGGGGAUCUUCUCUGUCUCUUCCUUCCAUGCACUGAUCUGUUCCAGAGACGAGGCCACACUCAGAAGGCGCUCACUGACCCUGAAUCACAGACGGCGCAAGAGAGGCCUUUUCUCCUCGCUCAAAGGCCUUGACAACCUUACGAAGAGGGGUCGGGACAAGAGGCCCUCAGUGUCACAGGUCUUUGAGAGCGAUGCUGGAGGUCAAACUUACGCCCUACCUCCCAGGAGCACUGAGAGGCUGGACAUGCUGACCAGUAUCUACUCCAUGUCGCCCCCUGAGGGCGGUGUGUGGGACAGCAUCGGCGGUGCCACAGACGUGCUGACGUGUGUCUACAUGCCAGACGGCCUGACGGUCCAAGUUCCUGUCAGAAGAGACCAGACAGCCGCCGACCUUCUCUCCACAGCCUGCAAGGUGAAACAGCUGGACGCGGGCCUGCACUGCCUCCGACUGCACAGGCGAGCGGGGCAGGGUGUGGAGGUUCGAUACCUGACUCCGGGCGAGCUCCUCCGCGAUGUGGUCAAUGAUCAGUUGGAGGUGGUCCCAGUUAAUGUGUUUACUCUAAACAUGAGAAGGCCGAGCAGCACCGGAGACUUUGGUUUUGCAGUAACGGGACACAUUGACAGCCAGAAAAACAGCAGGAUUUUUGUCAGCGAAGUGCUUCCUGAUGACCUGGCAUUCAACCAAGGCCUGCGUCCAGGUGACGAGAUCCUGGUCCUGAACGGCCGGUGUGUGUCGAGCCUCGACCUUGCUCUGAUCCAGACGCUGUUUGCUGAACAAACCCUGCACCUGAGCCUGAGGCGGGACAGACCCCUACCGCCAACAGUGACCUCCAACCACCAGGCCCUUCCCCUCGAACACAACCAAGAUGUCCACGUCAAGCACCACCGCGCCAAGUCCUCCUCAGAUGUGUGCUCUGCAGCGGAUGGUGCUGAGCCACUGGGUGUAGGACUGGAGAACGGUCACUUCCACUGCACACACAGGCCCGUUCAGCAAAGCAAGAGCGUGGACACAGUGUGCACUCUCUACCAGUCCUUCCAGGAAGGGACGGGCCCAGGCUCUGGGGGUUUGAUGGACAACACCAAGGAACCUCCAGUGAGGCAGGGAGGGGAGUUGGGGUCGGGUCCUACGCAAGAGGCUACCCUGCUCAGACCUUGCCCCAAGCAUAUGAGUGCCACUGAGAGGUUACGCAAGGUCAUCCAGGAGCUGGUGGACACAGAGAAGUCCUAUGUCAAGGACCUGGCCUGUUUGUUCGAGAUCUACCUGAAACCCCUGCAGAAUGAAACCUUCCUCACACUGGACGAGAUGGAGAGUCUGUUUGGCAGCCUGCCAGAGAUGUUGGACUUCCAGAGGGUCUUUCUACAGACCCUGGAGGAGAGGAUCGCCUCCUCGCCCGACUUCAGCACUCUGGAGACCCCCUCACAGUUCAAGAAGCUGCUGUUCUCUCUCGGGGGAUCCUUCCUCUACUAUGCUGACCACUUCAAGCUCUACAGCGGCUUCUGUGCCAACCACAUCAAGGUCCAGAAGGUCCUGGAGAGAGCUAAGACGGAUCAGGCCUUCAAGGAAUUCCUGGAUGCGAGGAACCCCACCAAGCAGCACUCGUCCACCCUGGAGUCCUACCUGAUUAAACCGGUGCAGAGGGUGCUCAAGUAUCCCCUGCUGCUCAGGGAGCUGGUCUCCCUCACUGACGCUGACAGCGAGGAGCACUACCACCUUACCCAAGCUCAGAAAGCAAUGGAGAAGGUGGCCAGCCACAUCAAUGAGAUGCAGAAGCUCUACGAGGAUUACGGCUCCGUGUUUGAUCAGCUAGUUGCCGAGCAGACUGGCCACGAUAAAGAGGUCACAGAGAUUUCUAUGGGAGAGUUUCUCAUGCAUUCCUCAGUGGUCUGGCUCAACCCGCAUUCGUCAUUGGGUCGCAUGAGGAAGGACCCAGAAAUGACCGUGUUUGUGUUCAAGAAAGCGGUGAUAUUGGUCUACAGGGAAAACAACAAGCUGAAGAAGAAGAUGACCAGCUCUCGUUCAGCACUUUCUCAUGGAGAUGCAGACCCCUUUAAGUUCCGUUGGCUCAUACCGCUUUCUUCGCUGCAGGUCAGAUUGGGAAAUACUGCAGGAGCAGGCACAGAAAGCAGCUGUAUCUGGGAGCUGAUUCACUCCAGGUCUGAAGUGGAAGGUAGACCAGAGACAGUCUUCCAGCUGUGUAGCAGUGUGCCAGAGAACAAGGUCAACAUUAUCAAGGUGAUCCGCUCCAUCCUCCGGGAGAACGUGAGGAGGAACAUGAGGAGCGAGGAAACGCUAGAGAGGAGCUGUAAGGAGCGACUGGUCCCCAUGCGCAGCACCUUGCCCUCCUCCGUCAAGCUAGGUUCCACUAGGGCUUCCUGGUUGUGUAAACAGCCACUUGGAGAUCUCUCCGCCCAGGCUGGGAAUCCCAAGCUGGGGCCGGACUCGGACGAGGGGAGUUUGAGCAGUGGAACCUACAGUUUGUCUGGGGCUCCUCCACUGUGCACCUCCUCUGAGUCGCAUAUCCUCCCUGUCCAGCAGAACUGGUCCCAGACACCUGGAUCAAACUCAAAACCCCGCUCUGCCUCUGCUGUUAAAGAGUCUGAUAUUUUAAGCGACGAGGAUGAUGACGGUUUUAGUGAAGGGGGCACAAGGAGGGGCAGUGGAGACAGCAGUUCCCCAACUAGCGCCAUUGAGGCUCAGUUCCUCCAGCUUAAACUAUCGGAGGAUGCUGCCCCGGCUCCCUGUGUUCAACCCGAGAGAGUGGGGGACACUCCGGAGACCCAACCCAAACUGAUGCGCGGACACUUCGGUGCUGUUAAGAGGAAAACCAACAGUUUCAGGAAGAGCCAGGGUGCACUGUUGAACAUGAAAGCGCACAGCAGGUCACUUGACAGCCAGACGGACCCAGCAUCACCGUCAGGGGUCGUGGACCUCAACGCGUUGCUGGAGAGAGAGUUCAGCGUCCAAAGUCUGACUUCUGUAGUGAAUGAAGACUGUUUCUACGACCCAGCUGAGGGCUGUGACACAGAUGCUGGGAAUGCCACCUCCUCAUAGGGGACUAGAUGGAUAGAGUAGGACUAUACUGUACCAGGGCCAAUAGUAAAGGGUCAUAAAGUUAAAAUGCUAACCAAAGCCCAUGCGCCAUAAGAGGGGAAACCAGGCUCUACCAGUGUGGCUUUUGCCUCAACUCGGAAUUUGAUUAAGUUAGCCAUGCACCUGCCUGCUUAAAGUUAGGUGUAAGUUAUCUGAUCUGAUGGAAGCCUAUUGGCUGACAGACUUCUGUCUGAGUCAUUGAUAAUAUAUACAAUGAAACCACCAAGUACUGAUGCGUUGCAGCCAUUUCCUCAGCUCUCUGAGCUUUGCUUCCUCCCAACAAACCGUCUGAGUGAUGUAUUCCACCCUAUUUUCCCCUUCAGCUCAAGCUGAUCAGCAGUUUUUAUUCAGUUUUUGACCAUGUCUAUGGAGAAUGGGGAGAAUGGCCUCAGUCUGUCAACCUAAAGUAAAAAGUCCACAUUGCAUAUAGAGUCAUAUAGAGAUACUGAGGUUCCUGGAGGCAACCACACUGGUGCUUAAGCACUGUUUGCCAGGCGGCAGGCUUUCACACAUAGGCCAUGGGUUCUGGGUUGGUAUAGUUUUCAUUUGUAUUUGGUGGCACAGAACCAAACACUGUCAGGUCCCCACUCAUUGUAAAUUUGCGAAUUUUAUGAAAUGAAAAGAGGCACUGAGUGAAGGCUAUUACAUGAUAAUAACAUCCACCCAAAGAGCUGUGGCGGUCGUGUCAGACUUCCUGAAAAUAGAUGAUGUUACAAACAGGAAGGACACUAACUUUCAAAACCAAGCCUUUUUGCUGUAUUUUGUGCACUAAAGUACAAUGUUUGCCUAUAUAUUUGAAAUAUUUUUUAUCUGUACAGGUUUUAAUGUUAUUAAUGCUGUUUUUUAUUUAUUAAUAGGUUUGACUAUGUACAGUAUAGCUUGGCAAACUUACUUUUUGAGUGAAGGCUUGAACUGUUAACUAAAGAUUUGAUCCAUUACUAAAUACAAAAGAUGCAAUACAGCUUGACUUUUUUUCCCGCUUCAUUUUAAAUGUUGCUUACUGGAUUUUGGUAGUCUUUCCCUUAAAAUUGCAAUUUCUAGUAUAUCCUUUGGAAUGUACAAGAGUUUUGAGGUCUGGCUGCUUAAUUGAAUGAGUUAAACGGCAAUACUGUUUAAAACCCAAUUUUUCUUUUAAUGUUUGUGUCCUGUAUAUAUAAUCUUUUCUAUCUUUGGAACAUGUAUGUAGUCUCUCAUACAUUCUUGACACUGUACAGGUAAGACAAAAGGCAGGAAUUGGCAAUAAAUGCGGCUGAUAUUUUUGUAAAAUCUUUUGUUUUCCAUAGCAUAAAGAAUGUGUUGAGGUAAUAUAAGGAGGCAAACCAACAUGACAUUCUUUACCUUCUCAACUCAACUUUACCAUGCCUUUAAUGCUAGCAUACCAAUGAAUGUGAAUGCCCCAUUCUUAUGGAAUUGUUUUAUAAAUAAAAGUUUUA
Anoplopoma fimbria (sablefish) is the source of this 7062-nucleotide messenger RNA. It is a transcript of the gene tiam2a, whose product is annotated as TIAM Rac1 associated GEF 2a. NCBI's taxonomy places the organism in Eukaryota, Metazoa, Chordata, Actinopteri, Perciformes, Anoplopomatidae. Gene Ontology annotation, cellular component: synapse; membrane. Gene Ontology annotation, biological process: positive regulation of axonogenesis; activation of GTPase activity; small GTPase-mediated signal transduction. Bases 374 to 5590 code for a protein of 1738 amino acids. The transcript is spliced from 27 exons. Gene Ontology annotation, molecular function: protein binding; guanyl-nucleotide exchange factor activity. The record is from RefSeq and is a predicted model, not a curated record.